ACCUUGACUAUAGUCAUCUUGGGAAGGCUUGGGUCGUUGUCAAACGAAUGUUUGUAAACAAUGCAGCUUCCGUUUUCGGCGAGAAACUAGAACCGAAAAGAUCCAACGUAAAACAUUCAGAAACCCUUUUUGUGGAAUAGAUAUUCGCAGUUUUACUCGUAAUUCGUGAACAUAUUGACGAUAAGAAAGUGCCCAUCCACAUCCACAGCCCAAAGAUGCUGACCAAAUACUGUCGUAUUUGCUUAACCAGCAUCGCUGUUGUUCAUCAAUUGGACGAAGUAGUGCAUCAUUCUUUGACUCUCUAUGCAAUACUUUGCAAAAUGUAUCCCGAAGCAUUUACUGAGAAUAACGACGCGCAAUGGCCUACGAGAGUUUGCAAAAACUGCAAGCACUGCAUAUUGGAAGCGUACAGGUUGUACACGGUUUGUAUGGCGUCCUUCGAAGUAUUCAAGAAAGAACUACAGAAUGAACUGAAAACGACUCCGUUAAGAGCCAAAGCUGAUGUGUCUGUAAAGCGUAAUUGUAUGUCUAGUAAUGAUGAAAUAGAUUUCAAGGAGGCGAUUAUAACCGUAGACGACGAAGAAGACGGCGAGCAUUUACAAUCGAGUGACCAGGAAGAAGGAUACAAACCAAUUAAUGAAAAAAUCAUCGGAAAAGAACUUGACCAUCUUGAUGAUGUGUCUGUAAAGCGUAAUUGUAUGUCUAGUAAUGAUGAAAUAGAUUUCAAGGAGGCGAUUAUAAAAGUAGACGACGAAGAAGACGGCGAGCAUUUACUAUCGAGUGACCAGGAAGAAGGAUAUAAUCCAAUUAAUGAAAAAAUCAUCGGAAAAGAACUUGACCAUCUUGAAACUCUUCCAUUGAACGAGCAGCCAGCAAGCCCCGUAGUAGCACAACCGCCAAACACAAAAAGAAAUAAAGUUGUAAGCGAAUCUGCCAACUUUUUCAAAAAUGAAAUUGUGGAAUUACAGAUAGAAAUGGAUUGUGUUGCACAACCAAGUGCCGUUACCGUCCAAGAGGAUCAUCUGGAUGAUUUUGAUAAAAGUAUUGAGUAUUUUGAUGAUGCAGAGGACAGCUUGCAUGUCACUGCAUAUCAGGAAACAGUUGAUAAUGAUGAGAGAUCGACAGUAGCGACCGAAGUUUUAGAUAUCACUAUGAAUUCUGAAGCCAUGACGGAAUAUUCCAAUGAAUCGGAAGAGGACGAAACAUUCACUGAAACAUGUUCAACGGAAUUAUUCAGUUGUAAUUCAUGUAGGGAUGUGUUUCUGGACAAAGCCUCAUAUGAGAAACAUUUGAAACAGCACAGACUUGGGCGUUUAAUUUGCAAAAUGUGCAACAAAGGCUUCAAAAGCGUAACUGUUCUUAAUGCACAUAAAUGUAGGUACGAAACCUCAACGCUAUGUUGGAUAUGUGGCAUGACAAUGGCCACGAAAAAACAACAUAAGAAACAUAUGAUAUCUCAUAAGCCAGAAGAAAUGUGGGGUUGUCCAUUAUGUCCUUCUCGAUUCACUUCUUUAGAUGCUAUGAAAAGCCAUUUAGUUACGCACAAGAAGCAAAAAUUAUUUUGCUGUACGGUAUGUGGGAUGAACUUAUCAUCAAAGCGUAAUUUGAAAUACCAUCAACAAGCGGUUCACGGAGGUGGCUUAGAGAAAGUGUAUAAUUGCAACAUUUGCGAUCGCAGAUUUGCCUUUCCUUCUACGCUUAAAAACCACAUGAACACCCAUACGGGCUUGAGACCAUAUAAAUGCGUAUAUUGCAACCGAGUUUAUGGUAAUGGCGGUGAUUUGGUUGAACAUGUUGCCAAGCACCACGUUGGUAACGACAAUAUCUAUCUGUGCCAUCUUUGUGAUGCAGAUUUCUCGAAAGUAAGAGAACUUAAAGCCCAUUACGAGGUACAUUCCCGAAAGGGUGAGAAGUUCUACAACGAAAUCCUAACAGAGUUUGGAAAGUUUCGGUUUACCACCAUGGAUCUAUUGAAAAUGCGACGUCGGAAAGAAACGACAACGUUAAGUAGGGAUAACGCUAAUAACCAGUUUCCAAGUAGUUCAUAAUGUUAAAGUUAACAAGAAUUCAAUUUACCCCAAAUAAAUAGAUCCAUUUACUCUCUUAACACAUAUCAAGUGUUUAAGCGUAAUCAUUGUGUUUAUCUAACUGAUAAUAUAGGAUAGAAAUACUAACUGCAUUUACUUAUCCGCGAUCUCGAGAGUUGUUGGCUUGACAAAUAACAUCCUUCUAUUGUUCGCUUAUAAACUUUGUUUCUGCCUCGUUGCAGUAUCUGUUAUCAGGGAUCUUGUGUGGAAC
Molecule: messenger RNA, 2298 nt
Organism: Anopheles aquasalis
Lineage: Eukaryota; Metazoa; Arthropoda; Insecta; Diptera; Culicidae
Product: zinc finger protein 501-like
Biological process (GO): regulation of transcription by RNA polymerase II
Cellular component (GO): nucleus
Molecular function (GO): RNA polymerase II transcription regulatory region sequence-specific DNA binding; zinc ion binding; DNA-binding transcription factor activity, RNA polymerase II-specific
Source: RefSeq, a predicted model, not a curated record